AUGGGUGCCAUUCCGGAAGUCGACCCUGAGGAGCCCGUCGAGACCAAGCCUUUCAAGUUCGUCACUGCUGGUACGUAUACCCUCGAUUCCCUUGCGGCGUGGCCCGCGGCCGAGAUACGGUUUCGGACGGGUGUCUCCCGAUUAGGGCUGGGGACCAAGCACUGCUGGCAGAACUACGUCGACUACUACAAGUGUGUGAACGCCAAGGGUGAAGACUUCCGCCCAUGCCGCCAGUUCUACCACGCUUUCCGCUCUCUCUGCCCCAAGGCCUGGACCGACCGCUGGGACGGUCAGCGUGAGGCUGGCAACUUCCCCGCUCACCUUGAUAAAUAA
Messenger RNA from Penicillium canariense, 333 nucleotides. RefSeq names its product cytochrome c oxidase subunit VIb. The coding region runs from base 1 to 333 and encodes 110 amino acids. The transcript is spliced from 5 exons. The record is from RefSeq and is a predicted model, not a curated record. Gene Ontology annotation, cellular component: mitochondrion; respiratory chain complex IV. NCBI's taxonomy places the organism in Eukaryota, Fungi, Ascomycota, Eurotiomycetes, Eurotiales, Aspergillaceae.